Molecule: messenger RNA, 1494 nt
Organism: Gryllus bimaculatus (two-spotted cricket)
Lineage: Eukaryota; Metazoa; Arthropoda; Insecta; Orthoptera; Gryllidae
Source: the annotation of a GenBank genome assembly
AUCUGUGACCAGAGGUCACCGUUACGAGUUGGUCGUUUUAAAGCAAAGCACGAUGUCCGCGGACAGCAAACUGGUGUGUGUGCAGGAUUUUGAAGAUUACGCUCGCAGCAUUUUACCUAAAAAUGCCUUGGAUUACUACCAAAGCGGUUCGGGGGAGGAGUACGGCCUGAAGCUGAACAGAGAUGCCUUUCGAUGGAUGACAGACGGUGCAACAUUCAGCCAUGAAGCUCUUCAGUUUACAAGACCAGUAAUUUUGUAUCAGCAAACCGCAGGCGCUGAGGGAGCCAUCUUUACCCUAAGUACUUUGUCGACCAGCAGCAUCGAGGAGGUAGCGGCGGCAGCCCCCGAUACCGUCAAGUGGUUCCAGCUCUACAUUUACAAAGACAGGAAAGUGACAAUGGAUCUGGUUCAGAGAGCAGAAAAGGCCGGCUUCAAGGCCAUCGUCCUGACAGUCGAUGCUCCCGUGUUCGGCAUUCGGUUGGCGGAUCUGCGCAACAAAUUCGUGCUGCCAUCGCACCUACGGUUGGCCAAUUUCGAUGGUCAUUUAUCAACUAAUGUAAAUGACACUACCUCUGGGUCCAGCAUCAACGAUUAUGUCGCAAAUCUCUUCGAUCAAUCGGUGACAUGGGAAGAUGUCAAGUGGUUGAAAAGAUCUACAAAUCUACCUAUCGUUCUGAAAGGGAUAUUGACGGAAGAGGAUGCCAAGAUUGCGGCUGAUUUGGGCGUACAGGGUAUCCAAGUGUCCAAUCACGGAGCUCGCCAGAUUGACGGCACCUUAGCGCCGAUGGAGGCGCUGCCCGCGGUGGCGCGAGCGGUGGGCGGGCGCUGCGAGGUGUUCCUGGACGGCGGCGUGCGGCAGGGCGGCGACGUCUUCAAGGCGCUGGCGGGCGGCGCGAGGGCCGUGUUCGCGGGCCGGCCGCUGCUGUGGGGGCUGGCGGCGGCGGGCGAGGCCGGCGCACGCCAGGUGCUCCGCAUCCUGCGCCGGGAGUUGGACCACACCCUCGCCCUCGCAGGUUGCACGAAGAUAUCCGAUAUCAGACCCUGUAUGAUUGGAUAUGGGUCUCCAUUGCAAAAAUUAUAAUUUUCAAAUAGGCUAACAAAAUUCUGUGCGGUGUAAAAUAGCUACGGUAUGAGUAUAGGUCUAAUCUGCCUCGCAGCUGAAAACGAAUCCAAUGUAAUAAAAUAAUUCAAUAAAUAAAAUAAUUGAAUUACGAUUAUUAUCUUCAGCAUGUAGAUAUAAAAAUGUCAGUAACGACUUGCCGGUACUCAUUCCAGGAUAUCCCCUGAGUCAUUAGAGUUAUUCGAGAGGACACUGAAGAAGGAGAGAAGAAAAACUGUUCCAUAGAGUACUCACAUAAGCAAUGGAAUUGGCUUUGAGAUACAUUAUUUUCUAUCUACAAAUUUAUUCCUUUCCUUUGGACCUUUACCAUCCAUUACACAUAUUCAAUAUUCAUUAAUAUUGUUUAGUUUACAUAGGUAUUGUAGGUAAUGUAG